Sinocyclocheilus rhinocerous is the source of this 1135-nucleotide messenger RNA. Its product is annotated as gamma-aminobutyric acid receptor-associated protein. The transcript has 4 exons. NCBI's taxonomy places the organism in Eukaryota, Metazoa, Chordata, Actinopteri, Cypriniformes, Cyprinidae. The record is from RefSeq and is a predicted model, not a curated record. The coding region runs from base 123 to 476 and encodes 117 amino acids.
GUAUUAAUGCGCAGACGGGGAAGCUCAGCAGCUGCGUGUGAAGCGCUCGGUAACACCUCUGACACAUCUGUGUGUGUGAGUGAGUGUGUUUAAAAGACUAACUUACUCUUCCUUUAACAACCAUGAAGUUUCAAUACAAAGAAGAGCAUCCUUUUGAGAAGAGGCGAUCGGAGGGAGAGAAAAUCAGGAAGAAAUAUCCAGACAGGGUUCCUGUAAUUGUGGAAAAAGCUCCUAAAGCCAGAAUAGGGGACCUAGACAAGAAGAAAUACCUGGUCCCCUCUGACCUGACGGUGGGCCAGUUUUACUUUCUCAUCCGCAAGCGAAUCCACCUGAGAGCCGAGGAUGCUCUCUUCUUCUUCGUAAACAACGUCAUUCCCCCGACCUCCGCCACCAUGGGCCAGCUGUACCAGGAACAUCACGAAGAAGAUUUCUUCCUUUACAUCGCCUACAGUGACGAGAGUGUGUAUGGAGAAUAGAGCCAAAGGGAAACGACCCUCAUCUCCUCUCUUUCUUCCUUUUAAAACAAUAUAUAGACGUCAUGCUGGCAGCCUAGCGCUCUCGGAACUGAAGUAUCAGAUGCACUUUUGCUUUCAAUUUAACAUAUCUCCUUUGUGUUUUUAUCAUUCGGCCUGACAUUCAAUUCUGAUGUUUAUUAAGAAUUUACUAAGAAGCAGUUUUUUAUUUUUCACGGGUCUUGCAAAGCUCUAAUGCUGUGGACAUGUCACUGAUACUGUUACAAUUCGAAUUGAUUUCCGCUUAUAUGCAGCUGUGUGUCCAUUUAUAAUAUUUAGACCUUUCCUAGUCAAGCUCAUGUCAAAUGUUUCUGACCAUAAAUGAGCGUUUGCUCUUCUAGAUGGUUUCUAACUAGCAUGUGCAGUCCAGCACUCGCUGGUCAGUCAGUCGAGAAAUGGGACUAAAGUGUAUUCUGUUAUCAGCUAAGUCUAAUAUGCUGUUGUUACCUUGGUUUUCUUUUAUUAUUGUACCUAAAUGAAUGUAGAUGGUAGAUUUAUUUUAAGUUGUAAAUCGAAAGUGCAAGUUUUAUUUGCAGUUUUGUAUUGUUUUGUUUUUUAAUCUUGGUAUUCAGUUGUAUUUCUGGUACCCCUGACAAUAACCAUAUAAACCAAAUGCACACCAA